GGACAUGGAUUUUUUCUGCCCCCUCCUCCUGUUCCCAUUGUGAGUCAGCCAUUAAAAUUUAAAACUUGUUUUUUCCAUUUUGUUUUAACCUAAGUCACCUAUAUAUUAAGCUUUAAGUGAGACUCCUUUUCAUUAAAAAUAAAUUGUUGCCUCUUAUUUGAAGUACACUGAAACAAAUUUUUUUUUUUUUUUUUUUCCUCCUAGGUUUUCUUUUCGCUCAAAAAUGCAUUUCCUCUUCCCAAACAUCGUCUUUUUGAUAAUCUUCGUCCAUGGCCCAUCAAUAUCUGUUUGUGCUGAUAACGAAAAAUACCACAACUGUGGCAAACUCAUUGAAUGUGGAAAUAUCCGGGAUAUUGGUUAUCCCUUCUGGGGAUUGGGAAACACCAGACCAGAUUACUGUGGCCCUCCAAAUUUCCAGCUGAGUUGCAUAAACCACGUUUUACAUAUCACAAUCUCCUCCCAGGAUUACCGAGUCCUGGAUAUCGACGUUGUCAAACAUGAGCUCAGGCUCGUCAGGAAGGAUUACUGGAACAAUGUUUGUCCCCACACAGAGCUCCAUAACACCACCUUGGAUGAUAUGUUCAGCUUCUUCAAUUAUACUUUGGAUACUGAAUAUAUGACUCUGUUAUAUGAUUGUAAAGUCAAAAUCGGUAUGCUCAACUACUUCAAUUGCAGCACAUCUGGAAGAGACACUGUAAAUUACUUCUUAACAGAGCUUAUAACACAGAAUAACUUGCGAAAAGCGACUGCAGUUCAUACAAGUUUUUAUGGAAAUUGCAAGGAAAGUGUAGUGGUUCGAGUUUUUCAAUCAGAAGCUAUGGUUUUGCAGAAUGAUACUUCUUCAUUAAAGGAUAAGGUGAUAAAGGCUGUGAGUUCCGGGUUUGGUUUGAAGUGGGAUGCAAAUAAUACUCUCUGUGAUGCUUGUGAAGGGACUAACGGGAGGUGCGGUUACAACCCUGUUUCUGGUGAAUUUGUCUGCUAUCAAAACCAAGAUGUUAGAUCGUCUCUGAGGCUAAGUUGGGCCAUAGGCAUUUCAGUAGCUGUGCUUGGAUUUUUCACAAUUUCUGUGGUGAUUUUUUGUAUCCACAAGAGAAAAUAUGUAUCAAGUAAAGUUAUGGUAUUUUGGAAUAAAGACAAAACAGAGGAGUUCGAUGUGGAGGCGUUUAUAAGGAAUCAUAUUUCAUUUGCACCAAAGCGAUAUAGUUAUUCCCAAGUCAAGAAAAUGACAAACUCAUUUGCAAACUCAAUAGGAAGAGGAGGAUAUGGUUGUGUAUACAAAGGAACACUACCUGAUGGUCAUCUUGUUGCAGUAAAAGUCCUAAAAGAGUCUAAAAGUGAUGGAGAAGAAUUUAUCAAUGAAGUUGCAAGUAUGGGUAGGACUUCUCAUGUAAAUAUAGUCACUCUUUUCGGAUUCUGUUACGAAGGAACCAAAAGAGCCUUGAUUUAUGAUUACAUGCCCAAUGGAUCGCUUGAUAAAUUUAUAUUUAAUCAGGAAUUUAAGAAUAUGCCUCGUAGUUGUCUAGAAUGGAAAACAUUGUAUGAAAUUGCUCUUGGCAUUGCACGAGGACUAGAAUACUUGCAUCGUGGUUGUAACACGAGGAUCUUGCAUUUUGACAUAAAGCCUCAGAACAUUCUUUUGGAUGAAGAUUUUUGUCCAAAAAUUUCUGAUUUUGGUUUAGCUAAACUAUGGCUAAACGAGGAAAGCAUUGUAUCGGUGAUUGGUACGAGAGGAACUGUAGGAUAUAUAGCACCUGAAGUAUUCAGUAGGAAUUUUGGUGGAGUAUCUCAUAAAUCUGAUGUUUAUAGUUAUGGUAUGCUGGUUCUGGAAUUAGUCGGAGGACGAAAGAAUAUUAAUGCUAGAGUUCACUAUACAAGUGAAAUAUACUUUCCUUCUUGUAUUUAUGAAGAUCUAGAAUUAGGUAGAGAUUUAAGGGUUUCAGGAGUUGCAACAGAGGAAGAAAAAGAAAUAGCAAGGAAGAUGGUAAUGGUCAGCUUCUGGUGCAUUCAGACAAAUCCAUCAGAACGACCCCAAAUGAGUAAAGUAGUAGAUAUGUUAGAAGGAGACCUUCAGUCCAUCCAGAUUCCACCAAAGCCAUUUUUGUUUUCUCCUCCAAGGUCUCCUCAGCAAUAUUCCACGAAAUCAUAAUAAUUAAUGUUUAUGUAUAUAAGCAUAGUACUUAUUAUAAUUGCACAUACUAGUUUUUCUCUUUUUUAGUAUUUGCCCAAUUUUCUGUAUGUUUCUAAUUUUCUCUCAGUGAAGCUUUUGCUUGAAUAAACAUAACGAAAAAAAGAAAAUAG
Molecule: messenger RNA, 2298 nt
Organism: Ziziphus jujuba (common jujube)
Lineage: Eukaryota; Viridiplantae; Streptophyta; Magnoliopsida; Rosales; Rhamnaceae
Product: LEAF RUST 10 DISEASE-RESISTANCE LOCUS RECEPTOR-LIKE PROTEIN KINASE-like 2.4
Exons: 3
Coding region: 224-2146 (640 amino acids)
Biological process (GO): protein phosphorylation
Molecular function (GO): ATP binding; protein kinase activity; polysaccharide binding
Source: RefSeq, a predicted model, not a curated record